AUGGCCUCCAUGGAGCCCUCCGAAGAUGACAUCUCGCAGGUCGUCGACUUUGCGGGCCUCAACCCGAUCGAUGACCGCGCCAUGAUUAUCAACGCGCUCAAGAAUAACAACCGAAACGUCGAGACCGUCGUUAUGCAAUACUUUGACAACUCCGAGAGUGUAUGCGCCUUCUGCCACAACCCCUCUCGCCUGGGAGUGACGCCUCCGCCUAGUUACGCUGCUGGAGCCCCGUCGAGACCCCCCUCGCGGUCUAACAACCGGUCCCCACUGGGGAGGAUGGUUGAAUGGACUGCGGGUGAUACAGCUGGAGGAAACAACAUUCAUUCUCAGGAAGACGAGGAUAUGCAGCGAGCAUUGCGAGAAUCAGCACAAGAAGCGGGGCUGUCGCUUCCUCCACAAGAGGCCGGCGUCAUCGAUCAGUCAACUUCAACGCCGUACUUUGGUCCCGCAAACCGCUCCGACUACGAUCAGGACAACUGGGCUAUGGUCAUCGCCGGGCAGAACAGAUCACAGCUGAAUAACGCCCCGUCACCAUCUCAAAGAAAGCGAGAUCCCGAAAGCCCAGCAUUUUUGAUUCAGGGGUCCAGCUCUGAGGGAUUCCAUAGUUUGGGUGGUCUGCUGACUAUCCUUCACGAGAUUCCCUUGGCAAGGAAUAUCUUCCUGCAAUAUGGUUCUCCUGCGAAUUCGUAUGGGUUUAACAGCGAAUGGUGGAACGGACAGGAGAUUUUACCGCCGGAGGCUCUCCGCCAAGUAUACACCGACGGCACGGCAGAGGGCGACGACUUUGUUGCGAAGCCCAACUUUGAAGACGAGCUUCAUCGACUGAUGGCGUUUCUUGACUCGACCGAGAGGAGCUAUGCAACGGUCAGCACGCUGGCAGAGUUGAUUCCAGACCCAAGCUCUGGCAUGGAGAAGCAGUUUUAUGCCAGACUGGGAGACACAAGCGAUGCGCUGCAACCGUUAUAUCAAGAGGCGAUCCUGCUCGACGUGGACGACGAUGUGGUCCAUCAAGAGGCCAAGUUUGGGGUGCUGGGUUUCGACCACUCGAGGGGCGAAUACGCCCACAUCAAAACACUCUACGAGGCCUUUGAUCAUAUGAUGUGGAGUGACAUCUUGUCCUGGCACGACGCAGACGAAAAGGCCAAAAUCGCGACUGUUAGAAAAAUGGGCGAGGUUCUUGUCAUCAAGGUCGGCAACCACGGCCCUCAAGACUCGUUCGACAUUCCGACACACCUAUACCCGGAGCGCUAUCUGGCCAGCCGUAAGGAGGAGGCUAGGAAAAUAGCCACGGCGAUAUUGGAGACCAAGAAUGCCAUCGACAGUGUGACGACGGAGGAGCGGCGCCUUCAGGAAUGGCAGGAUGACUGGAACCAGCUGUCAUUCAACAAGCAGGAGAUGAUUCGCGAGGUUCAAGACCAGUGGAAGGCAUUUUCCGAUUAUCUUGAGACCGCCGGGCGGUUUCAAGGCAUGGAGGCUGCGGGAUUUGACACGAGCAAGUAUCCCAACUAUCGAGAUGCUCCAUGUGAGAUGACGGAGGAGCAGGCCAAACUCUCCGGACAGGUCAGCGACGUGCUUUUACUGACUCAGCGGAUCAUGUCCGAUAUGGAAGCAAGAACACAAGAUCUCCGUGCGCAGCUAGAGCAGCUUCAAGCCAAGCAACGAUUUCUUGGAAGGCUCUUGACAGACCCAGACAAACAAGGCCGGCCGAAGCCAAUGACGUGCAAGAAGUAUCAGCUGCGAGGUGUGGCAACCGAAAGAGAUGUGAUUUAUGUCUGCCAACGUCUGGAGCCGGAGUCCACAGAGGCGGAAGAUGCAAAACCAGCAGUCGAUCAGUGGUGGCGGCUAGAAUACUGUCCCCACGAGGACGUGCCGGUCAGAUCAGAGAAGGUAGAAGUUGAAAGGGUCCUAAGAGACGUUUGGCAUGAGACAAAGAUACCAGUGCUCGUAUACGCCACCGAAGAAGCAGUCUCUACUCCAAAGGCGCCCUUGUCGGAUGCUCUGAACAUGUUUGUCAGGUCGGAUAAUAAGGCUUUCCGCCAGGAGCUCAAGAAGCCCGCCACCGACAGCAGGGAUGAAAGAAGGCAUCCGGACCCAAUCUCCCCUUCUAAGAGGAAGCACCGAGAUAGCAUGGAUUCCAUGGAUACUAAUCGAGCUUCGAUCGGUAGUGAGGACAGGAAUCCCUUUGAGCCCGUGUUUGGCGACCAAAUGGACCAAGAACUGGCAGAACUAUCUGGAGAGACGCCUGAAUACGUUGGCCCUGGCACUGAGGUACCAUCUGAAGGUCAUGGAAUCCCUCCGCCCUUGCCUAACCGGGACCAGGCGCAGAUGGCGGUUGAGUCUGCGACUCUGACACCCGAUACGUUGGCGGCAGACGAGGGUGAAGUGCAAAACCCUACUUCUCCCAAGGACAGGCAGGCAGAUGAUGCGGCGACUAAGGCUCCCGAGAUGCAAGAGCGGAUUAGGCCACCGUCCAUCAUCCGGCCACCACCGCCGGGGAGCGAAGGGGGCAGGGAGCUGAGCAUGGACAUGGAAAUUCCAGAUGUCCAGGAAUAG
Messenger RNA from Trichoderma citrinoviride, 2553 nucleotides. RefSeq lists its product as hypothetical. Gene Ontology annotation, biological process: protein deubiquitination. Lineage: Eukaryota; Fungi; Ascomycota; Sordariomycetes; Hypocreales; Hypocreaceae. The transcript is spliced from 6 exons. The coding region runs from base 1 to 2553 and encodes 850 amino acids. Gene Ontology annotation, cellular component: cytosol; nucleus. The record is from RefSeq and is a predicted model, not a curated record.